AUGGCUGACUCUUGGAAAGAUGGAAUCCUCCUCAAAAUAACCAACAUUAUCGUCUACUUUGUUUUCCUGGGAUCCAACAUAUACACCGUCGCCUCGCCCUCUUCCAUCUACUACUACGGCAAGGAGACCUACAUCACUCCCGCUCCCUGGGCUUUCCUCAUCUGGUCUCUCAUCCACAUUCUCCUCCUCGGCACAGUCAUCUACCAGUUCUUCCCCAGCGGCAAAAAGACAAUCGUCGACGGCAUUUCCUGGCGCUUCCCUUUGCUCGGCCUUCUCAACGCCAUCUACGUCAAUCUCUGGUCCACCCACCAUUAUGUCAUAGCCUUUAUCUUUUCUCUCCUUGUCAGCUCCGCCGUCACUCACAUCUACUACAUCGUCAAGAAACACCACAGCGCAGAGUCCUAUGGUGAUGAACUUUUCAUCCAUCUUCCAUUCUCUCUCUACCAUGGCUGGACAACCGUCUUGGUCGUUAUCACCGCUUUCGAUGCCUUUGGUGUGAGCAGCCUCACCCAUCACGCUGGUGUCUGGACCAAGGUCUUUGUCUUCCUCGCUCUUUUCUUCCUCGAAGCUACCGCAGCCACCUAUGCCUUCUCGACUCCCGAAGGUGAUCUCCCGGCCUCCAUCGCCAUCGCCUGGUCUCUCUGGGCCAUCUUCGCCCACCAGACUUCCUCCGGAUUCGUCCACUGGUCAUCCCUCGUUUUCGCUAUCCUUGCCCUCAUCUGGGUCGUCAAGGGGGCUGUUGGCCUCGUCCUCCGCUCUCGCAGCGGCAGGAUCUCUCUUGCCGACGAGGAACGUGCUCCUCUCGUCGGUUGA
This is a messenger RNA of Psilocybe cubensis, 813 nucleotides long. RefSeq lists its product as uncharacterized. NCBI's taxonomy places the organism in Eukaryota, Fungi, Basidiomycota, Agaricomycetes, Agaricales, Agrocybaceae. The transcript has 5 exons. The record is from RefSeq and is a predicted model, not a curated record. The coding region runs from base 1 to 813 and encodes 270 amino acids.